AUGACGCGUAACAAGCUCAUGAUCAAGACCUGCGGAAAUCUGCGCGCACGAUCUAACAAAGCCAUCAUAGGUGUAGCCCUCCGUAAGCAGUUGGAUGGACCUCUGAAGCGCGGAAGUACAGAACUUGAGCUAGUUUUAUUGGCCUUAGCUUUAGCUUUAGCCUUAGCUUUAGCCUUGUCUUUAGCCUUAGCUUUAGCCUUAGCUUUAGCCUUAGCUUUAGCCUUAGCCUUAGCCUUAGGCUUAGCCUUAGCCUUAGCCUUAGCCUUAGCCUUAGCCUUAGCCUUAGCCUUAGCCUUAGCCUUAGCCUUAGCCUUAGCCUUAGCCUUAGCCUUAGCCUUAGCCUUAGCCUUAGCCUUAGCCUUAGCCUUAGCCUUAGCCUUAGCCUUAGCCUUAGCCUUAGCCUUAGCCUUAGCCUUAGCCUUAGCCUUAGCCUUAGCCUUAGCCUUAGCCUUAGCCUUAGCCUUAGCCUUAGCUUUAGCCUUAGCUUUAGCCUUAGCUUUAGCCUUAGCUUUAGCCUUAGCUUUAGCCUUAGCUUUAGCCUUAGCUUUAGCCUUAGCUUUAGCCUUAGCUUUAGCCUUAGCUUUAGCCUUAGCUUUAGCCUUAGCUUUAGCCUUAGCUUUAGCCUUAGCUUUAGCCUUAGCUUUAGCCUUAGCUUUAGCCUUAGCUUUAGCCUUAGCUUUAGCCUUAGCUUUAGCCUUAGCUUUAGCCUUAGCUUUAGACUUAGCUUUAGCCUUAGCUUUAGCCUUAGCUUUAGCCUUAGCUUUAGCCUUAGCUUUAGCCUUAGCUUUAGCCUUAGCUUUAGCCUUAGCUGUAGCCUUAGCUUUAGCCUUAGCUUUAGCCUUAGCUUUAGCUUUAGCUUUAGCUUUAGCUUUAGCUUUAGCUUUAGCUUUAGCUUUAGCUUUAGCUUUAGCUUUAGCUUUAGCUUUAGCUUUAGCUUUAGCUUUAGCUUUAGCUUUAGCUUUAGCUUUAGCUUUAGCUUUAGCUUUAGCUUUAGCUUUAGCUUUAGCUAAAGCGGCUAAGCUAAAGCUUUAG
Messenger RNA from Chilo suppressalis (striped riceborer), 1032 nucleotides. NCBI's taxonomy places the organism in Eukaryota, Metazoa, Arthropoda, Insecta, Lepidoptera, Crambidae. The record is from the annotation of a GenBank genome assembly.